This is a messenger RNA of Zerene cesonia (dogface butterfly), 5321 nucleotides long. Its product is annotated as thrombospondin type-1 domain-containing protein 7A-like. Lineage: Eukaryota; Metazoa; Arthropoda; Insecta; Lepidoptera; Pieridae. Gene Ontology annotation, biological process: cell adhesion. The coding region runs from base 130 to 3924 and encodes 1264 amino acids. The transcript is spliced from 29 exons. Gene Ontology annotation, cellular component: extracellular matrix. The record is from RefSeq and is a predicted model, not a curated record.
UCUGCGCGCCGCGGCAGCACCCACACGUAUACCUCAAAUACAAUAUAAUAUAUUGUUUAGUUGUGUGUUAGUGUUCAUCGAAUUAUGUACGCGACAAGUUAGGUCGUUCAGCACAAAUUAUAUAUCAGGAUGGCGGGCCGGCUGUGGGUGGUCCUCGUUGCCAUAGCAACCGUUGCUGCCGAUGAAGCCUCCGACCCUCAAGGACUUCUCGAAGCAGCUUCUGAAACGGCAUCGCCUGAAGAAUUUACGGUCUACGUCGGUCGCUGGACAGAAUGCUCCGUAACCGAUGCAGAGAAUAUUAAAACUAUCGAAAGGUAUAACAUACGAAUAGAGACCGAUUCCCUGGUACAUACACCACGACUUGGACUCCAGCGCAGACAGGUGCAGUGUCGGCGCAAGGAUGGACAAUUUGUCGAAAAUAUGUAUUGCGGCGCUGCUGUGUCAAAUAUAGGUGCGACGCGAGUGUGCGUGAUGCGUGAAAACUGUUCGCUGGGCGAAUGGUUGCCAUGGCGACCGCGGCCGGACGGCUCGCUCGUACGCACCAGGAGGCUGCGCCGGCUACCCCAAGGAGGUGGAAAGGAAUGCGAUGUGGUAGAGGAAGUGAGGCCCGCUGCAAUGGAGGCCAGUGCGCACUGGACCCCGGGCCCAUGGGGCUCCUGUCGGGUCGCCGUAGAACAAUCCGCCACACCCGCUCCACCCAACGACGAAGACGACGAUGCGGACGACGACGACGCGAUCUACGACGAGGACGACGAGUCGGACGAAGCGGACAAGGACAGUAACGCGAGUUGCGGCGGCGGCGUGCAGCGGCGCGAGGCCACGUGCGUGCGCGCGGACGGGCGGGCGCUGCACCCCGCGCAGUGUGCGCAUGCGCCGAUGCCGACGCUUGUGCAGCCGUGCGAGGUGCCAUGUCCCCGUGACUGUGAGGUGGGUGAAUGGAGCGAUUGGGGAGCGUGUCAACCAACCGAUGGCUGUCCACUGUUUCCUGUACAGCAGCUUACUACUACUGGCUAUAGUGUACGACGUCGGCGCAUUAUCGCAGCUGCAUCUGGCGGUGGGGCCCCGUGCCCUCCGCUGGAAGAGAAGCGAACGUGUAGCACGCCGCGAUGUGCAUCGUGGAAAGCGCUUCCAUGGGGCCCCUGUGUUCUCAAUCAACAACACAACACUUGCGGGCCAGGAAGACGUAGUCGGGAGUUGAGAUGCGUGGGGCAUGAUGGAAAAGAAGCACAGCGCGCGUGGUGCAGCGGCAGCGGAGCCCCCGCGCGCACGGAGCGGUGCCGCAUCGCGUGCGCCGGCGACUGCGUGGUCACCUCGUGGGGCGCCUGGUCGGCCUGCUCCGCGCCCUGCCUGGCGCCCGGCCACGCGAGACCGACGCGCACCCGACGCAGGUUCAUUGUGGCGCACGCGUCGCCUAACGGCUGGCCAUGUCCGGCUCAGGAGCUGCUAACACAAAACGAAACUUGCAACACUCACGCGUGCGGCACUUACUCGUGGCUGGCAACACCGUGGGGUCCCUGCGAACGACGAAAUCAAGAUUUCAUCCCUGCUAAUAAUUAUACUGAUUUACUGGAUACUGACGUUUUCAACCAAAGCGAUGAUGAAGAACCUUGUAUAGAAGAAGGAGAAAUGACGCGAGAUGUGAUGUGCGUGCAGAACAACGCUGACGUAGUAAGAGAAGCCCUUUGUGCGCCUCUGAAACGGCCGGCAUCGCGUCGCGCGUGCACAAUCCGCUGCAAGCGUGGAUGCCGCGUUGAAGCCUGGAUGCCUUGGUCUACUUGCCCGAACACCUGUGAUCCCGGCAAACAAGUUCGAAUACGUCGCGUUCACGGGGGCCCUAACUGUGGGCCCCUGCAGGAAUCACGCGACUGCCCCGUGCCGCGCUCUUGCGGGGCCCGGAGUCCCGGCUGGGUGACUGGCGAGUGGAGCACGUGCCGACUGCCGCCCGCGCAACGCUGCGGCAUCGGAUAUCGAGUGAGAAGUAUCUGGUGCGGCUCCGAGUCGCACCGCGUGGAAGCGGGCUCGUGCGCAGGCGAGAGCGUGCCCGCCAGCGUCGCGCCGUGCCGCGUCGGCUGCGACGCGGCAACGCCGCUUGACUGUACCACCGUCUGCAGGGACCCGCUCAAGUACUUGGAUGCAUCAGACCCUGACAUUCCGGCCUGCGUGUGCAAAAAUGUUAGCUUGGAACUGUUACCGGCCGACUCCGACUGCAUACUUCCCCCUGGAAUGGAAUGUGGAGAAGGAAGAUCACUCCGAGCUGCUCGCUGUAUGGUCGCCGGUAGAGAUGUGCCAAUGGAUGUUUGCAAAAAGUUCCAUCCACUUACAGGGCCUCGCCGGGUGCGCGAAGCGUCCACAGACGGGUUCACGUACGACACCGAGUUCGGGUCGCUGCUCCGCGGCACGUGCAGCGUGCGGUGCGCGCGCGACUGCUCCGCGGGGCCGUGGGCCGCGUGGGGACCGUGCGCCUCCGAGCCGGGGUCCAAGGCGGCUUUCCGCUUCCGUACUAGAGAAGUGAUCGAGGAAGGUUCAGCCGGUGGGCGAGAAUGCGGUGCAACACUGCAGCGCGCCACGUGCACGGAGCUGGAGCCGUCCUGGCGCGUCGGCAGCUGGGACGUGUGCGCGCCCGACCGCACGCUCUGCGGGCCCUCCUACAUCAAAAGAGACGUGGCGUGUGUGGACGGGCAAGGGAACAAGCUGGACGACUCGGUGUGCGAGGCGUCCGGCGCCGGCGUGACGCCGGACCGCGUGUCCACGUGCCACAUGCCGUGUCCCGCGGACUGCGUGCUCAGCCCCUGGUCUGAGUGGAGCCCGUGCGAGAUGACGAAGUGGGGCGGGCGGCGCGACCGCACGCGCGUGGUGCUGCGGCCGGCGGAGGCGGGCGGGCUGCGCUGCUCGCCGCUCGUCGCCGCGGAGCCGUGCGAGCCGCUCGCGUACGCGUGGCACACCGCUCCCUGGGACGACUGCCAGCCGCUAGGUGGCUCUCCCUGUGGGGAGGGAACCAAGAGAAGGGCUGUGCGUUGCUUGCGUAGCGAUGGAGUGUUCGUGAAUGAUACCUUUUGCCCUAACGCAACCGCGAGCGAAGCGCGCGAGUCGUGGUGCUACGUGCCGUGCGGCGUGGACUGCGAGGUGGGGGAGUGGGCCGCGUGGGACGCCAGCGCCUGCUCCUGCGGGGACGCCUCCACCGCGAGGCACAUGCGCCGCACUAGACAACACUUAAGUUCAGCGGUGUGGCCGGGCCGCGCGUGCCCGCCCACCGAGCAGCGCGCGCCGUGCCCCAGGGAGCCCUGCUUGAGACUCGUCGCUAGGCCUAUGUUGGGUUGCCAUGUGCAGACGUCAUCGGGCGAGGAAGCGGAGGGCGCGUGCGGGUGGGGCGUGCGGGUGUCGCACGCGCGCUGCGAGCUCGCCAGCGUGUCGGACGAGCCGCUCGCCGACGCGUUCCUGCAGCCGUGGCGCUGCUCCGCCGCGCUGCCCGGCCGCAUCGUGGCGCCGCCGCUGCAGCAUCAGGAAGACGAGCUUUGCGAAGUGGAAUGUGGGUGCAACGAGUCUGAGCUCGGGCAGCCGGGCCCGUGGGGCUCGUGGGGCCCGUGCCGCGGCGGGGCGCGCUCGCGCACGCGCCAGCUGCUGGUACCACCGCGACGCGCUUGCCGGACUUCUUCCAGAUAUGUGACAAUCGAGUGGGCCAACUGCAGCGGCGACGCGGACGAGAUCCCCGACCUGCUCGCCGUCGAGCCGCGAGAGGACAAGCCGCGCCGCGCCUCGCACGAGCGGGAGGUGUUCCAUGACGGAUAUAUUGAGGGAAGUACGUCGCUGCUAGCUGUUGUAUGGACUGCAACUAUCAUACUCAGCUUGUAUGGGGUGUUCAUGCUUUACCGCGGACUUCUCAGAUGUCUACGAAGCCGUCGAAUGAAGACCAUCACCAAAGUGUAAACGGGCAGGAAUGCUAUAUUGGCAGCUUUAUGUUAUACAACUAUGACACAAUUGCUGAUUUCACGGUAAUUUUACUGUGAAUAAUGAUACCAAAGUUUCCGUUUUGUUAUUGUGUAAGCACCUAAAUUGUUUUUAAUAGUUGUUAAAGUCUAGAAUAGUGUUUGUUAUUUAUUUGCUAUAACCAUGUUUGUUAAAUGAAAGUGGUCCGAGAGCGGUUCCUUGAGGCAUCCCAAUUACCAAAUCAUAUCAAAAAUGUGUAUCACUUAAUUACAAAGUAGCCAUCGCACUGUCUUAUAGUAAUAAAUAAUUCAUAAAUUUACAAUUUUAACAUCAGCAAUCAGUCUGUCCGCGAGAGUGCUUCCAUGUUUUUAAAAUGUAUUUGAAAAUGCUUUAGACAAAUUUUGCUAACAAGCAAAAUUAGCCGCAUUAUUGUUCGGGCUUUUUGGAUUGACAAUAUUACUAGCUGUAGCUACCAUUGUAGCUUAGAUUUGGUCGAAAUUAAUAUUUUAAACAAGAUGGUGAAAGCGUUUCGAAAAUAUAAAAUACAGAUUUUCGGUUUUAUGGAAAUGAUUUUAAAACUCAAGUGUAAGUAUAAAUGAUUUUAUCUCAAAUAUAUUUGAAAACUGAAUAAUUUUAAACAAAACAAUCAGCGUCUGUUUCGCAUUUUAUUGUUUAAACUACCAUAUAAUUUCUCCAUAAACAUAGGGCAAGUAGCGACCAAGUAAGACGUGACACAUCAUACCACAUAUCAACAUUUUAAUAUUCGUCUUAAAUCUUGUAGUUCAUCGGCAACGUGUAUUCUAGUCCAAUGCGGAGAUUUCUGUUGCUUACAAAGUUUCAACACGAGCUUUGUCGCACAAAAAUAUUGUACUUGAUAGUUUUAAGCCCUAUUAUUAAUCUUACUAUUUCAAGAUCAUACUCAUAUAUAACAAUUUUUGUAGAUUUUGCAUUUAAGGCCAUGUAUUGUGUACGAGUAUUUAUAAAGUGAAUGUGUUCUUUAUUACUUCAACUGUCUACUAUUCUACUUUUUCUAAAUCUUUUCGUCUAUCUUAUUUCCUUGCUCUUGCUUAUUUAUUUUCAUGUGCUUAAAUAUAAAGUAUUUCGUUUCAUUGAGUACGGGUAUGACUAUCACCUACUUCUUGUUCCUUCAUGACAAUAUAGAAUUAAUUGAAUAUUUCUAUUAUGAUAAGUACAUUUAGUUUAUUGUUAUCACAGUUUCAAGCUUUGUCUAUCCUUUCACAUUUCUCUUCCAUCUGAAUUUCGCCCUACAAUCUAUAUAUACCUAUAACCAUAAUAUAACAUUAUAAGAUAUUGAUGUGAAACAUGUUAGAUAAGGGAUCGUGUUAGACAAUACAAUAUUUGAUAUUUAAUAAAAUUUGAUUGUGUUUUUGUAAAAA